This is a messenger RNA of Lottia gigantea (owl limpet), 1224 nucleotides long. RefSeq lists its product as hypothetical. The transcript has 10 exons. Gene Ontology annotation, cellular component: mitochondrial outer membrane. The coding region runs from base 1 to 1224 and encodes 407 amino acids. Gene Ontology annotation, biological process: mitochondrial membrane fission; mitochondrial fission. The record is from RefSeq and is a predicted model, not a curated record. NCBI's taxonomy places the organism in Eukaryota, Metazoa, Mollusca, Gastropoda, Lottiidae.
AUGAGUGACAGAUAUUCGCCAAACUAUUCUCCUCGGCGAAAUCAACAAGAUGAUGAAAAUCGAUACAGGCAAUAUCUGGAAGCAGAACAACCCAGCAAACCAGUUCCAUCUCAGCCAGAUCAAAUUCAGAAAGCUGCUGGAUUUGCUAUUGGAUUAUCAAGUGUGUUUGCUGAACAGAUUCUAUCUCAUCCAUGUAAAGUUAUAAGAAGACAGUGUCAGGUUCAUCAUAAUGGAGAGUGGUAUCAUUUGACACCCUUUACAUUAAUACAAGUAUUGAUAAAUCGUUACAGACAUCAGGGAAUGGGGACAAUAUGGAAAGGUUUAGGUAGUGUUUUUGUUGUUAGUGGUUUUAUUAUGAUAUCUGAUACAGUUAUUAGUGAAAUAACACCUUUACCAAAAGAGGUAUCAAGACACAGUAGUAUAAAAAAAGAUUUACAACAUGUUCUUCUGAAAGGUUUGACUUUUGCCCUGACUACACCUUUGUUUGCUUCUAGUUUAAUUGAAACUAUACAGAGUGACAUUGCAAGUGAGAGGCCAGGUGUUUUCGAUUGUAUUAAAGAAGCUGCUACCCGUAUUAUGGGAUGGGGAAUGCCACAGACUACCCGACUGCUACCCAUCUGGAAGUUAGUUCUACCAACAGUUAUAUUUCGUGUGGCUCAUUAUGUAAUAUGUUCUGUAGCUCAAUAUACUGUUGUAUCAUCUAUACGCUCAGAUCAACUGGAAGAUUGGGAUAGCCCAGAUGCAUCAUCUUCUAUGAGUCAAACGUUAUAUGACGAGUACUUCCCAGAUUUAAUCGGUACAUUUUCUGGUGCCAUAAUAGCAGACAUAGCGCUAUAUCCUCUAGAAACAGUACUGAAUAGAAUGUAUAUACAAGGCACAAGAACCAUCAUAGAUAACAUGGAUACAGGGUUUGGUGUGAUCCCCAUUAAUACUGGAUACGAGGGCUUUGUGGAUUGUUUCCAGUCAAUUGUUAUUGAAGAAGGACUACAAGGUUUAUACCGAGGUUUUGGAGCUCUGUUAUUACAGUAUGCUAUCCAUGCUGCUAUAUUGCGAAUGGCUCGGAUUUUAUUUGUGAAGUUAACAGAUACCUAUAGACCUAAACAACGUCGAUCUAUGCCUCCAAUGUCACCUAAUCCUGCUUUAUCUACUAGUGAUUCCAAGUAUUCUCCUCUUAGACCACCUAUCAAUCCAAACUCUCCAAGCUAUUAUCAAUACAGAGAAUAG